Sphenostylis stenocarpa is the source of this 288-nucleotide messenger RNA. NCBI's taxonomy places the organism in Eukaryota, Viridiplantae, Streptophyta, Magnoliopsida, Fabales, Fabaceae. The record is from the annotation of a GenBank genome assembly.
AUGGGGAUUCUGCCUAGGCCUAGUGACACCACAUGGAUGAUCCCCCCAAAUGCCCCCUCUAGGCCUGCCCUCUCUUUUCAGUGGCAAAUGGUCAAAGUGGAAGUCACUUGGAUGAAACACCACCAUAUGCUUGCAUUAACUACCCUGAAUCUGCUCUGCACUCAGCACCAACAUAAACAGAUAUGGGAUAACACAAUCCUAUUUUUUGACCACAUCUCAGAGGUUUUCGUAUUGGAAGAUGAACAUGAAUUGAUUGAUGUUGAUCUUGGGGAAUUUCAAGCCAAAUAA